Molecule: messenger RNA, 342 nt
Organism: Lasiodiplodia theobromae
Lineage: Eukaryota; Fungi; Ascomycota; Dothideomycetes; Botryosphaeriales; Botryosphaeriaceae
Product: ANK ankyrin repeat protein
Exons: 1
Coding region: 1-342 (113 amino acids)
Biological process (GO): negative regulation of actin filament polymerization
Cellular component (GO): cytoskeleton; cytoplasm
Molecular function (GO): protein binding
Source: RefSeq, a predicted model, not a curated record
AUGCUUGCUCUGUGUAUUGAAUCACAGAGGUUUGAUCUCGAAUUUCAGAGUCCGAAUGGUGAGACCAUCCUCUGGAUGGCAGUUUCGAGGAACCAAUCCGAUCUGGUCGAUAUCCUACUCACCGCGGGAAACGUAGAUCCAAACGUGCAGGACAUUUACGGCAUGACGCCUUUGAUGGAUUCUGCCUCGCGCGGCUAUGAGACGGUCACAAGGCUUCUUCUGGCUUGCCAAAACAUUGACAUUAGCAUAAAGGACGAGGAAGGGUGGGAUGCUCACGUUCACGCCAUCGAGGCUGGGCAUGUGUCCCUGGCGAAUCUGAUUGUUGAAACCAUUAUGGAUUAA